This is a messenger RNA of Cyprinodon variegatus (sheepshead minnow), 965 nucleotides long. Its product is annotated as caspase-1-like. The transcript has 5 exons. Gene Ontology annotation, biological process: proteolysis. Gene Ontology annotation, cellular component: protein-containing complex. Lineage: Eukaryota; Metazoa; Chordata; Actinopteri; Cyprinodontiformes; Cyprinodontidae. The record is from RefSeq and is a predicted model, not a curated record. Bases 1 to 678 code for a protein of 225 amino acids. Gene Ontology annotation, molecular function: caspase binding; cysteine-type endopeptidase activity.
AUGGUCGUCUUAGUUGACCACACCCAGCACUGCACAGAUGUAGCCGCCUUGAUCUGUACUCUGCGUUGUGGGAUGAAGAAAGCUCUGGAGGAUUUCAAAGAGCAUCGAAAGCUCAGAGACACAGACAGUGUGUUUGUGGUAAUCAUGUCUCACGGAAAACGGGAAUUUGUCCUUGGUGUUAACCACAGUGAGAAACAGCCAGAUGAAUUCCCUGUUGAUGACAUCUACAAAUACCUGGGUCCACAGGAGUGCCCUGCCUUGAGGGACAAACCAAAGGUCAUAAUCAUCCAGGCCUGCAGAGGAGCUUCUGGGGGGUCUGUGAUUGUUAGCGACAGUGCUUCAGCUGAGGUGGUCUCAGAUGAUGUGUCACAAGUGCCUGCUAAUUUGGGCAACAUUGUUGACGAUGCAAUCAAAUACGUUCACAAAGAAAAGGACUUCAUUUCCCUCCUCUCCAGCACUCCUGACACUGUUUCCUACAGAAGAGAGGAUUUGGGUUCCUUCCUGAUACAGUACAUUGUUGAAGUAUUCAAGACCUGUUCCCACCAGGACGACAUUGAUGAACUUUUCAGAAAGGUCAUGCAGCGCUUUGAAGAGUUUCCUGAUGAAACCAAAAGACAAAUGCCAACCAAAGACCGAUGCACUCUCACCAGGCGCUUCUACCUUUUUCCUGGCCAGUGAGGCAGCAUAAAAGUUCGGUAAACCCAUCAGUUGUUUAGCUAACAAUGCUAAAUAUUCUUGCUGUUUGAGAAAAACAAAACAAAGAAAAAAAAACAACACCUUUUUAAACUAAUAAAACCCCUCUAAAAGACACUAAACAUAAUAUCCUUUAAAAUUCAGUGAGAAAAAAGGCCAAUGCGGAGCUAACUUCUAUUCUGAAAUCAUUUAGGCUGGAGUGAAUGGGGUAUUUUUUAAAGGAGAAUACAUGUACUUAAAUUUGAUUUGAUAUCAUUUGGAAAGUUAUCUUU